Messenger RNA from Salmo salar (Atlantic salmon), 1079 nucleotides. RefSeq names its product troponin C, skeletal muscle. Gene Ontology annotation, cellular component: myosin II complex. NCBI's taxonomy places the organism in Eukaryota, Metazoa, Chordata, Actinopteri, Salmoniformes, Salmonidae. Gene Ontology annotation, molecular function: calcium ion binding. The record is from RefSeq and is a predicted model, not a curated record.
CCUGUGAGCAUCAGUGGGCGUGUCUUAGGUGACCGGUUUAAAGUGUGUCUAAACUCACUUGACGUCUAGUCUUUCUGUUGAGGUGCACGCGGAUCGACCACUCCUUUGGGCUAUAUUUCCGUGGAUAUUUAGGGGAAAGCUAAUUCGCAACCAUGACUGACGCGCAACAGGAGGCCCGCUCAUACUUGAGCGAGGAGAUGCUUAACGAGUUCAAGGCUGCCUUCGACAUGUUUGACACCGACGGUGGCGGUGACAUCAGCACCAAGGAAUUGGGUCAGGUCAUGAGGAUGUUGGGCCAGAAUCCGACAAGAGAGGAGUUGGAUGAAAUCAUUGAGGAGGUCGAUGAGGAUGGUAGCGGAACCAUCGACUUCGAGGAGUUCUUGGUCAUGAUGGUGAGACUCCUAAAGGAGGACCAGGCCGGCAAGUCCGAGGGAGAGUUAGCGGAAUGUUUCCGUGUCUUCGACAAGAAUGCCGACGGCUAUAUCGACAGAGAAGAGUUCGCCAUCAUCAUCCGCAGCUCUGGCGAACAAAUCUCAGAGGAGGAAAUUGAUGAGCUGUUGAAGGAUGGAGACAAGAACGCUGAUGGCAUGCUGGACUUUGACGAAUUCCUCAAGAUGAUGGAAAAUGUGCAGUAAAACGGAGACUCAUGGACAUUCCUCCUUCCUUUGACCCCUGCUGACCUAUUCUGAUCCUCUAUUGACCCACUCCAACCCCCCUCCCCCCCAUCUGGUCCAUUGCCUCCGUUCAUCCACCUCGAAACAACUAGACCUGUUCGACAGGCACCUGGUGGAGGUUACCAGAGCUUUUGAGCCCUUCCUGCUUGUGAUUAUGACGCCAAGCUGCUUGCUGCCGUUUCCCAAAUCAGGUGGGCAAGGCCGGGAUGUGAAAUUAACUGCAACUCCACAGAAUGGCUCAGUGCAUCAUAGGCACUCAGCACAACAGCCUGAAGCUGGGAGCUUAGUCAGGAAGUACUCUCAUGGGCAGCUUGUGAUUGCUGCUUAGACCAAUGUCAACAGUAAUCACAUCACUGUAAUAACAUUGUUUGAAAGAAGAAAUUAAUAAACACAUGCUCACUGGAA